Molecule: messenger RNA, 1882 nt
Organism: Aspergillus ibericus CBS 121593
Lineage: Eukaryota; Fungi; Ascomycota; Eurotiomycetes; Eurotiales; Aspergillaceae
Product: indoleamine 2,3-dioxygenase family protein
Exons: 5
Coding region: 296-1780 (494 amino acids)
Molecular function (GO): metal ion binding; heme binding
Source: RefSeq, a predicted model, not a curated record
GGGGGCUCCACGCAGUUUUCCUGCCUCUUUCGUAAUGGCGCCUUUGAGGCCGGAAUUGAUACCGGCCUCGAGAGUAUUAUAAGAAUCACCUGCUUUCCCGCCAAUUCCCUCUCUCCAAGCUCUCAUUCCCAGAUUUCCUCAAGUCCCCAAACACUUCCACAGGGUGAUUCCCCUUUUCUUUUCUUUUCUCUUUCUUUGACUUCGUGUCCCUACCAACCUUGGCUCUCAUCGUCAUCGCUUCAUCAUCCACUUGCCCACUUCUCGUGCUAGACCUCUGUACCACCCUAUCCACAUCAUGUCUCCCUCUAGGGUUCCCCUGCCCAACAGCACUCUGGAUCGGUUCCCCCAUAUCCAUGAUGACCCUUCUACCCUGCCCCGGUCCCUCGAUCCCUUCACCAUCACCACCUCGACGGGCUUCCUUCCCUAUGCCACCGCCCCUACCCAGUUGCCCGAUGUUUUCCAGCCUUUGAUGUCCCUGCUCGAGCGGAUGUCCGUCCUCAAGCUCGAUGGCACUCCGGGUCUGCUUGCCACGUACGAGCUGGGUCCGGCUGUCCUUGCCGAGCUGCCUGACUUGACGGAUGAGAUCGACAAGCAGGUCACCGCGGACGGCUCUCCAGACCUGUACAUGAUCGCGGCUCUCUUCCGAGACUACUCGUUCCUCGCAUCGGCAUAUAUCCUCGAGCCAUGCUGGGAGAACUGGUGCAAGAACCCGGAGGGUGGCUAUGGGCUGGGACGAGAGCUGCUGCCCAGGUCUGUCGCCCGUCCGAUGUAUCGCUGUGCGCAGCUCUUGGACAUUCCUCCUUUCUUGUCCUAUGCCGCUGCCUACUCCCUCUUCAACUACACCCUCGAGGAACCAUCCAAGGGCCUGGUCUACCCGAAUCUCCGGCUGGUGCGGGCCUUUGAGAACGGACUCGACCCCAAGAGCUCCGAAGCCGGGUUCAUCCUGACCCAUGUGGACAUGGUCAAGUUCUCGAGCGGCCUGAUCAGCGGAGCCGUCAAGGUUGUCGACACGGUCGAACAGGGCGGACCGCGCUCGGUGGUCAACGAUGGGUUCCGCGAGAUCCUGUCGUCGAUGGAAACGAUUGAAGCAGCCAUGGAGGACAUGUGGGCCAAUUCCAAGCCGCAGGAUUACCUCUCGUUCCGCGUCUUCAUCUUCGGCAUCACCUCCCAAUCCAUGUUUCCCAACGGGGUCGUCUACGACGGAGUACUCGACAACAAGCCUCUGUUCUUCCGGGGCGAGAGUGGCGCGAAUGACAGCAUGAUCCCACUGCUCGACCACCUCUGUCAAAUCCCAAUGCCCUCCAACCCACUCACCAAGGUACUUCACGAAUUCCGAGCCUACCGUCCCCUUCCCCACCGGGAGUUCCUCGCGCACAUCAACUCGAAGUCGGAAGAGGUGGGGGUGCGCAACUUUGCACUCGCCGACACCGAGACGGCCAUUCUCCUCUUGAAGACCCUCAACCAUGUACGGAGCUUCCGGUGGCGUCACUGGCUGUUUGCCCGGGAGUACAUUAUCCGCCGUACGCCGCACCCGACUGCCACGGGGGGCAGUCCGAUCGUGACGUGGCUCCCGAAUCAACUGUCCGCCGUCAUGGACUUGAUGAUCUCGAUUUACGACACGUAUCUGGCCCCGCAGAAGGGGAAUGGCGAGGGACCGGAUGGUCAGACAGGUUACGAGGCGUAUGAGACGCAGGUGGAGCCAAUGAUGGAAAUGGUGCGCGAUCAAAAGGAUAAGUUGGCGCGGGAGGUGGAGAGAUGGUGCCAGGAGAGAGGCGUCUAAGGAUGCAGCCGAGUAGUCAUGAUACCAUUACCACAUCCCGCUGGUGUGCGCUUACGAUAGUAUAUCGUUAUUCUACAUAAUACGAGGAGGGGUUCAAAUUCA